This is a messenger RNA of Plasmodium fragile, 549 nucleotides long. RefSeq lists its product as uncharacterized. The coding region runs from base 1 to 549 and encodes 182 amino acids. NCBI's taxonomy places the organism in Eukaryota, Apicomplexa, Aconoidasida, Haemosporida, Plasmodiidae. Gene Ontology annotation, cellular component: membrane. The transcript has 5 exons. The record is from RefSeq and is a predicted model, not a curated record.
AUGAGUAUAAAAUUUGUGCUGAUGUUGUUUUUGUUUUUCGUGACAAAUACAAAUGUACUUAGCAAGAAUCCCGACAUUUUAAAGUUCAAAGCGUUUAUUCUGCGCGCACAAAAUAGCCAGUACAAAAUUUUAAAUCUGCACAACAGCAGCAUUAAAAAGAUUAAAGAAAUUCAAAAGAGCUUCAAAACAAACGUUUUUGUUAGCAAGCAAAUUAAGGAUUUCUCCAAACGAAUAGAUGCCUUCAAGUUGCACCUAACCAGCACCCCCGCCCUGUCCAUAGUUGUUAAGUUUUUUAAAGAUAAUGCAAAGAGCCUGAGGUUGUCCGCUUUGCACUUUAUAAGAAUAUACAAAUUUAUAAUUUACAUUAGAUGCCUCCUAGAGUGGCUUCCCCAAAUCAACCCUCACCUCAACCCCUUUUCAUACAUUUUCACCUACACGAAUAGCUACGUCCAGUUUUUCCAUAAAUACGUCCCGAACGUUUUUGGAAUAGAUCUGAGUGGUGUCUUUUCUUGGCUCCUUCUCGAAAUGAUAGAAAGUUAUUUGUCUUAA